Anastrepha ludens (Mexican fruit fly) is the source of this 828-nucleotide messenger RNA. RefSeq lists its product as uncharacterized. The record is from RefSeq and is a predicted model, not a curated record. The transcript has a single exon. Gene Ontology annotation, biological process: DNA integration. NCBI's taxonomy places the organism in Eukaryota, Metazoa, Arthropoda, Insecta, Diptera, Tephritidae. The coding region runs from base 1 to 828 and encodes 275 amino acids. Gene Ontology annotation, molecular function: nucleic acid binding.
AUGUCGGCGGAGGCUGUCGCAAAUGCUCUCUUAAACGGAUGGAUCUCUCACUACUUUGUUCCACGCGUUAUCACAACGGAUCAAGGUAGGCACUUUGACUCCGCUUUGUUCAUGGAAUUAUCAAAAAUUCUUGGAUUCAAACACAAUCACUUGACUGCGUAUCAUUCACAAGGGAAUGGCAUGAUCGAACGUUUUCCCCGCACGCUUAAAGCUGCGAUCAUGUGCAAAAACGAUACCACUUCCUCUCAUUAUGCCUCGCCGGCCGAGCUCGUUUACGGUACAACCUUGCGUCGUUCCGGUGAUUUUUUUGAGUAUUCCAAACAACCUGAGUAUUCGACUGAAUUCGUGAGCGGGUUGAGGAGUGCCAUUCAGCAGUUACGUCCGAUCGCGUCGUCCAACCACGCCAAUAUUAAAAGUAACAUUCAGAGUGGGCUUGCCAACUGCACUCACGUUUUCUUACGCGACGACUCAGUUCGCAAAUCGUUAAAACGUCUCUAUGACAGGCCUUACAAAAUCAUUAAACGUUGGGAUAAGACCCUUGACAUUGACAUUCGAGGCAGAUCGGUGACAGUAACCACAGAUAGACUCAAGGCUGCGUGCUUAGACUCAAAUUUUGUUAACCAAAAUUUACCUCCUAGUAUUAAUAGAAAUCAAGAGGCUCAACCAACAAUUACUCCUAAGCAAAAUGUACAGCCAUUAGAUUUAAGUUACAAAAAACAACCUAUUAGUAAUAAGAAUGGGGAUGCCACACAUACAAUGGCCUCCAAAACCACUCGCGCUGGCAGACAGAUUGUAAGACCACAGCGCUCCGUUUCUUUUGUAUCGUGA